CGCAGCCACACCCACUGUGUCUGAGGGUACCGGCGGACGAGGAGAACCAGACCCGGGACUUAAACACAAUAAUGCUGCCUUGUUCUGACUCGAACUUCACUCGCAAAAAGUCUCACUUAAGCGGAAACAUCUGACUUCCGGUCCGCUCGUUGGACUUUACUGGAUACUUUGCAUUUUAACCCAGAUUUCUCCUAAAAUCAGAAGAAUUUGCGCUCCAACAUGUUGCAGAGUUUCUCUCAGUCGCCGGAAUGGCUUUACACUGAGCCGCUGCUCUUUGAUGAUGAGUUUUGCCAAAAUUUGAUGAAGGACCUCCAGUCGCUACCGACACCCCCCCAGUCCCCUCCCAUGAAGUCCGGGCUGGGAGGUGGUAAGCCCCUGUCCAAGGAGGACCAGCUGAGCUACGUGUCAGACAUCCUGCUGGAGGACCAUGACAUGCAGCAUCUCGCCUGGGACAUCUUUGACCCAAACUACACAGAGAAGGAGUCUUGUCAGCCCAGCUCCCCCUCAGAGGAGGGAGGCGAGGAGCUCCUAUGGAGGUGCCUUGCUGCAGACAAGAAUCUGGAGGAGAAGCUGGUCUCCUCCAUGCUCGGCACCAGCCCGUUGCUGUCAGACAUCGACACAAGCAUCUUCGAGGAGAUUGCCGGCUCUGUGCUGGACUGUCAGAACCUGGUGGGUGCUGAUGAGACGGGUGAGACGAGCGAAACUACAUCAGACUAUGGAUCAGCCAGCUCAUCCUCAUCUAGCGAUUCUGAGGAAGAAAUCGACGUGGUUACGGUUGCCCGCGGCCCCUCCAGCCUGUCCCCUCUGACCUCCGACCUGACAACGCGAAAGCGUAAACAACAGCAAGAAGAAGAAGAGCAUCGUCUUCGUCAGCGUCACCACCUGGAGAUCCAGCUCCAGCACAACUACGCUGCCCCCCGUCCCGCCUCUCCUCCACCUCCAACAUCUAACAAACGCUCAAGGGCAAGCGAGAGCUCGUCUCGCCUCAACCACUCUCCCCGUAGCUCCACAUCUUCCUCAUAUUCUUUCUCUUCGUCAUCACGUUACCACUAUUCAUCUAGGCCCUCUACAGAAACGGAGGAUGAGGAGGAAAGGAGACGGUCCCAUAACGUGAUGGAGCGACAGCGGCGAAACGAGCUAAAGAACUGCUUCAUGCGUUUGCGCGACAACGUUCCGGAGCUGUCGCACAACGACAAGGCGUCCAAAGUGGUGAUCCUGAAGAAGGCCAGAGACUGUAUCUACGGGCUGGAGGACGAUGGCCACAGACUCCAGACAAAAAGAGACAAACUCCGAGCCAGACAGGAGGCGCUGAAGGCCCGGCUGCAGCAGCUCCGCAGCUAAUGCGCAGCUCCCAGAAUUUGUAUAGAGACUUUAUAAGGCGCACGCUGCUGAAAGCGCACAAGCAUUUCAAAAAUGGACCUUUUGUUAACAGUGAUUGGUAUAAUGUAUGACAAACACUGGUCUCUAACAUAACACAACACACUCGUCACCAUAAAACUUAGUAUGCCAUGACUGCUGACUGUUGGGAUUUUGCGAGGUAGAUUUUUAUUCAACUUUUUUUCUAAAUCCCUGUUUUUUAUGUAUUCCCUUGCCCCCCCCCCCCCCCCCCCCCCCCCCCCCCCGCGGUGCAGGUGCAGACAAGUGUUUGGGCCAGAUAACUGGAAGCCACAGUAGCUCAGUGUUAAGGGAGAAUCUUGUUUUCAGGACGUCUCAUAGCCAUAAUGACCAGUGAUUCCCUCCAACCGGACAGGUGUAGGUGGCUUUAAAGUUAUUUGGACACAAACUUUUCUAAUCUUCCAGUCGUAUCUUUGUAGACAUCUGCUGCAGUAGCAGCGACAAUCUGUUUCAUCAAUGAAAAGAGAAUAAAAUCUAGUUUAAAGAUCAGAGCUUAUCUGCAUCAUGAUGGUUGUGACUAAGCUGUAAUAGUCAGAUACUGAGCAGCCGACGGCCCCAACCAGACUUUGACCAAUAUAAGACGAAAUGUUCCUUCUGUGCCUAAAUGGACCCGAUGGAUGUUUAACGGCUGCCGCGGAGCAAAGUCCCGAAGAUGGAGACCUUUCAGAAAACCUCAUGCCAGUGUUGUUCAUUAUGGAAACAUUAAUGACAGAACAUUGAACUCUUGUCUUAAAAUGUUUUAAUUUAAUCCACUCGGUUCUUCCAUCUUCAGGUCGUUAAAAGGUGUUUUUGGCCUUUUUCAGGAAUUCUUGAUUCUGUGAUUUCUGUUUGGCUAAUGUAUUUUAUUUUUUCUUCCAAUAAUGGUUUGUCGCAGGAGCUCUACAUUCUUCGUUUAUUAUUUUUUUUAUUAUGUUGAAGUUUGGUCUCUAUAGUGAAGAUGCAGUGAGGUUCUUAUCGCAGGGAUCUUAUUUUAUUUUUUGAAUUCUGUUUUCUUCACGUUGAACCUGGCAAACCUACCUCCACCUGACUGCAGUUAGGCCAUAUUUGUACAAAUAUUAUGAAUUUGUUAUUGUAUGAUAAAUUAUUUUAGGUAUUCUUUGUUUAUUUUGAAUUUGAAAUUUAAAAGUUGGCACCUUUUUUUAAAAUUUGCAAUAAAAAUGAGAAAAUCA
Messenger RNA from Nothobranchius furzeri (turquoise killifish), 2564 nucleotides. It is a transcript of the gene mych, whose product is annotated as myelocytomatosis oncogene homolog. The record is from RefSeq and is a predicted model, not a curated record. NCBI's taxonomy places the organism in Eukaryota, Metazoa, Chordata, Actinopteri, Cyprinodontiformes, Nothobranchiidae. Gene Ontology annotation, molecular function: protein dimerization activity; DNA-binding transcription factor activity, RNA polymerase II-specific; RNA polymerase II cis-regulatory region sequence-specific DNA binding. Gene Ontology annotation, biological process: regulation of transcription by RNA polymerase II; positive regulation of cell population proliferation.